AAUACGAUCCCUUCUAUUCACCAGGAGCAAACGGUGGCUCCGGUGACGAAGCCUUCCUUGAGGCUCAUGCACAUCAAGGGCCAAGUAGCAGCUUCCUGUGCUGAUGCCAAUGGGAGCCGCUUUGUACAGCAGGCGAUCCAGGUGGCAACUCCUCAAGAGAUCGUUAUGGUUUAUGAGGAAAUCAUGCCUUGUGUCCGCACGCUUGCUGCUGAUGUGUUUGGAAAUCAUGCAGUCCAGAAGAUUCUAGAGCAUGGACCACAGUCCUGCAAACGUGAGCUCAUCAGUCGUCUGAUGGGCCAUGUGCUUCCGCUAAGCCAUGAUAUGUACGGUUGCCGUGUCAUCCAGAAGGCUUUGGAUGUAGGGGAGCACAAUCAGAAGAUUGUGAUAGUGAAAGAGCUCAAACACAAAGUGCUCAAAUGUGUUCGCGACCAGUUCGCGAGCCAUGUUAUUCAGAAAUGUGUAGAGUGCCUGCCACCGAAGCAUAUCCAGUUCAUCUUCCGAAGCUUCUGUGGAUGGGCAAAGGCACUAUCCAUGCAUCCCUAUGGAAGCCGUGUGAUUCAGAAAGUGUUGGCCCAUUGUGACAACGCCGAGGUGUGCCACACGCUGACAGCAGAGAUUAUUGAGUUUGCUAACAAGCUGUCAGCAGACCCGUUUGGAAACUAUGUGGUGCAGCACUUGCUCGAGCAUGGAGGCCAGACGCAGCGAUCCAUGAUAGUGAGGAAAUUUGACAGGCGCGUGGUGAGCUUGUGUUAUCACAAGUUCGCGUCGAAUGUGUUGGAGAAGUGCCUAGUAUUCGGGAGCCAGGAGGACAGGCAGCUCAUCAUAAAUGAGAUCCUCGGCAAUGCCGGCAGCCAGCACGUCGAACAUCUCGUGGACAUGAUGAUCAAUCCAUACGCGAACUUUGUCAUCCAGAAGAUGGUGGUGACGGCGGAGGAGCAGCAGGUGGGUCUGUUGUUGGACGUGGCCAGGAAAAAUGCAGACAGCCUGAAGCGAUACCCACAUGGCAGGCACUUCAUCGCCGCCAUCGAGAAGUUCCUCAGUGCAAAUGAGGGGAGCCCUGUGCAUCUGGUGAACAAUGAAUGAGGAGGAUGGAUAGCACCUACCUCUCCUGUCAGCCUUCUGCGCCCAUGGCCUCUUAGGCCUUGUUAUGCUUUCAAAAUUCUAAAAGUUUACAAGAUUUCUCGUCACAUCAAAAUCUUUAGACAUAUGUAUGAAGCAUUAAAU
Messenger RNA from Sorghum bicolor (sorghum), 1224 nucleotides. Its product is annotated as pumilio homolog 1. The transcript is spliced from 7 exons. Gene Ontology annotation, cellular component: cytoplasm. Gene Ontology annotation, molecular function: mRNA binding. The record is from RefSeq and is a predicted model, not a curated record. The annotation marks the transcript as partial. Gene Ontology annotation, biological process: post-transcriptional regulation of gene expression. NCBI's taxonomy places the organism in Eukaryota, Viridiplantae, Streptophyta, Magnoliopsida, Poales, Poaceae.